CCAGCCGAUGUCAACGGUGAGGUAGAGCUGGAGGGCGAAGCCUUGCUAUAUUGCGAGGCUUUGCUGGCCAGCGAAGCUUCACCAUUAGGCAUCGGCGAUUCGGCCGGGGAACCUGAUCAGCUGUCUGAUGGACAAGAUUCAAACUUAGAGCAACCUGCCAUCUUGCUACCGGCCAUCUUGCUCCCGGCCGUCGAGCCGCCGGCCGUCGAGACCCCUGCCAUCAUGCCGCCGGCCGUCGAGACCCCUGCCAUCAUGCCACCGAUGGCAUCGAAACAGGCGGAACAGGCUAUGGCGUUGCUGGGCCAAGGGUUUCGGCUUUUGGGGCCUGUCCUGAGGCACUUGGUGGCAAGUGAAAAGGCAGGACUACCUGGUCCUUCUUCCCCUCUAGUAGGUCCUUCAUCCCCUCUACCUGGUCCUUCAUCCCCUCCACCAUGUCCUUCAUCCCCUCUAGUAUGUCCUUCAUCCCCUCUACCAGGUCCUUCAUCCCCUCGACCAGGUAGUUCAACGCCUCGUCCUGGCCACCAUUCAGGAUCACCCAAAGCCGGUCCAGCAUCGCCUAUCGCCGGUCCAUCAAAAGGGAAAAAAAUCCUGUCGGAGGAGAAAAAAUUAAAAUACAAAAUAUGCAUUAAGUGCAAAACAAAAGGCCACAUCCUGAAAUAUCGAAACAGCAGUGCAAGGAUCCAUUGGAAAACUCGAAACAGCAGUGCAAGGAUCCAUUGGAAAUCUCGAAACAGCAGUGUAAGGAUCCAUUGGAAAUCUCGAAACAGCCCGAAGAUGCAGUUCUGUUCAUUGACCUAGCCAACAAUAUUACGCGUCACAGCAAUAAAGAACAGGUAAUUAAUUAACUUAC
Messenger RNA from Daphnia magna, 850 nucleotides. Its product is annotated as basic proline-rich protein-like. The transcript is spliced from 3 exons. The record is from RefSeq and is a predicted model, not a curated record. Lineage: Eukaryota; Metazoa; Arthropoda; Branchiopoda; Diplostraca; Daphniidae. The coding region runs from base 223 to 798 and encodes 191 amino acids.